CCAGACAGAUGGGUUGAAUGUGGUCACUCAGGGUGGGCCGCACUGAAAGCCAAAGCACUGCCACGUUGUGUUGGGUCAUCUCAAGCAGAAUGGAUCAAACCCCUCUGAGGUAUCGAUCAAAGUCUCAAACAUCACUCGGAGCAACCUGAUGGGGUCCAACGUGGCAGUGCUUCGGCUGUCAGUGCGGCCCACAAUGAGUGACCACAUUAAACCCAUCUGUCUGGAGAACGGUCGAAGCUUCCCCAUGGGAUCCACAUGCUGGGCUGCUGGCUGGAGCUCAGGGCGAGGAGGAGAAGAGCAAAUCCUGCAGGAGUUCCAGACUUCAGUGCAAAAUUGUGGGAAUGCAUCAACAACUGACAGCAUUUAUACAGGACAGUUCACUCAGGAACAGGUAAAUGAUGACAGGGUGACACUGGUGGUCCACUCAUGUGCCAGCAGGAUGGGUCUUGGUUCCAGGUCGCUGUAUUAUCAGCUGCAAACGGCUCUGCCAGGAAAAAACGAGACGCUGCAGUGAAAGUUUUUGAAAAACUAAGUCGUUUUCAGACCUUCCUGACUAAGACCCUGGGGACGUUCUUAUCUCCAGCUUCCACCACCACCAUCACGGCCACCACGAACCCCACCAGCUCUACUACGUUCAAUGGGAACACUCCUGCUAACUCCCCCUUCUUCUCCUGUCUCUCUCUCCUUAUUCUCACCUUCUGGCUCCAACUCCUUUCAUAGAGAUGUUCAAACUCUGUCUGGUUUACAUGAUGUGUCAUGCACAGAUGAAUGUGGAUAAACCUUAAAUUAUACACAACUUUAAACUCUGAAACUAUGACUAAACUCUGCCUCGAAACAAAACAUAAAAUUGCACAAAGCAAAGCAGCUCAGUGUUUGUGUACCUGAUGAACCUAAAUUCAAUGUUAUGCAAAGAUAUGCACCAAUGUAAUGGUGUGUAUAUCUUUGGUUUUCAUUUAAGCAAAGCUUUA
Molecule: messenger RNA, 968 nt
Organism: Melanotaenia boesemani (Boeseman's rainbowfish)
Lineage: Eukaryota; Metazoa; Chordata; Actinopteri; Atheriniformes; Melanotaeniidae
Product: transmembrane protease serine 13-like
Exons: 3
Coding region: 149-514 (121 amino acids)
Biological process (GO): proteolysis
Molecular function (GO): serine-type endopeptidase activity
Source: RefSeq, a predicted model, not a curated record